Drosophila innubila is the source of this 2047-nucleotide messenger RNA. RefSeq names its product delta-aminolevulinic acid dehydratase. Gene Ontology annotation, cellular component: cytosol. The record is from RefSeq and is a predicted model, not a curated record. NCBI's taxonomy places the organism in Eukaryota, Metazoa, Arthropoda, Insecta, Diptera, Drosophilidae. The transcript has a single exon. Gene Ontology annotation, biological process: heme biosynthetic process. Gene Ontology annotation, molecular function: zinc ion binding; porphobilinogen synthase activity. Bases 118 to 1101 code for a protein of 327 amino acids.
UCGAUGCUAAAGAGAAAUCACAAGCAUCGAUACUUAGCAGAAAUUUCGGGCUGAAAUCAAAUCGUGUCGCGACUCGCGAGUCGAAAACGUGUGAAGACUGAAAAAAAAAGUGUAAAAAUGGAGCGCAAACUGCACAGUGGAAUACAUCAUCCUACACUGCGAUUGCUUCAGGAAUCGGGCUGUGAAAUACUGCCCCACAACUUGAUGUAUCCAGUGUUUAUAGUGAGCAACGACGACGAUGAACAACCGAUUGCAAGUAUGCCAGGGAUUUCUCGCUUCGGUGUGAAUCGAUUACGCGAGCAUUUGGAGCCGCUGGUGAAGAAGGGGCUUUCAUCGGUGCUGCUCUUUGGUGUGGUGGAAUGCGAACUCAAGGAUGAGGUAGCCACCAAUGCGGAUUCAGCUCUGAAUCCGGUUGUUCGGGCGUUGCCAAAGCUAAGGAAAUGGUUUCCCGAUCUUCUGAUUGCCUGUGACGUGUGCAUCUGUCCAUAUGCAUCGCAUGGACACUGCGGCCUCCUGGGUGAAAAUGGAUUGGAGAAUAGUGCCAGCAUCAAGCGCAUUGCGGACAUUGCAGUGGCCUAUGGCAAGGCCGGAGCACAUAUUGUAGCUCCCUCGGAUAUGAUGGACAAUCGGGUGAUGGCCAUCAAGCAGGCACUCAUCGAUGCCAACAUGAACAACGUUUCCCUGCUCGCCUACUCCGCGAAAUUCGCCUCCAAUUUCUAUGGUCCGUUCCGGGAGGCGGCACAGUCAGCUCCCGCCUUUGGCGAUCGUCGUUGUUACCAACUGCCGAGUGGAUCCCGCAACCUGGCCAUGAGAGCAGUCCAACGGGAUGUCAGUGAAGGCGCUGACAUGCUGAUGGUUAAGCCGGGCAUGCCCUACUUGGACAUACUGCGCCAGACCAAGGAUACCUAUCCAUAUCACACGCUCUAUGUCUAUCAGGUGUCCGGGGAAUACGCAAUGCUCUACCACGCCGCCAAGGCAGGAGCCUUCUCGCUCCCCGAUGCCGUCCUGGAGUCCAUGAAGGGCUUCAAACGUGCUGGCGCCGAUUGUAUUAUCACCUACUUUACGCCAUAUCUGCUGGACAUUGUGGCCAAGUCGGCGUAAGCGCUCUCUUUCCGGCGUAUAGUUCCUGUCGAAACCUAGAAAUAUCACAAUUAGUCUGUUUGUUGUUAACAAUUGUGUGUUGCAUUUAGAUAAUUAACUGAUUUUGUAAUCCAUUGCUUACUUCAUUGGCAUUGACAAAAAUAAUGCUAAUGAAAGUAGAAUUUCAUUAGAAUUCAAAAUAGUAAAUGCUAAUUAUAUGCAAUUUCAGUAGCAUUGAAUUUAUAUUAGUGCUAAUGAUAUGUAAUUACAGUAGCAUUUAAAAGACAUAUCAUUAGCAAUGAAUAUCGUAAUGUUAGUACUAUUUACAUUAAAUUACUCCUAUUGUCAAUUUAACUGAAAUUUCAUAUCAUUAACACUACUAUUUUCAAAUCUAGUGUAAUAACAUUUCAUUUAGCAGUAGAUUUUUCAAUGCUAGUGAAAUCUGAUUUCUUUAUCAUUCAUAUUUUUACUGAUAAUGAAAAUGUAAUGAUAAUGCUUCAAGGCACAACUCUGUCAUUUAGUAUAAAAUCAUUCAUUGUUUGUGUUGUUCACACACUGUUCAAUAUGCUUAUCAAUUCGACGGAUUUGAAAGUCAAAUUUGAACCCCCCGCUUGCGUCAUAAAACCGUCUCCAAUUUCACCAAUUCAAAUUCAAUUGCACACAAAUCGCAAAUCGCGCACAAUCAUCAUGACAAAGUCUAUAUGAACAAUUUCAACCAGUUGAGCAGAAAGAGCAUUCACACCUUUUUUGGUUUUGAGAUUGAAAACAAGUUAACAAAUUAGGAUUUAGCAAUUAAAUGUUAGCGCUUUAAUCAAUUUUACAAAUACGUGACAUGUGACAAAUGUGAAAUUGGCCCAAAACUUAUGUGUAGACGUAAAUCUUAUAUAAUUGUAGUAAGUGGUGGAAUAUUUUAAGUCUUGUAACAUGUUGUUUAAUUACAGAAAUAAAGUGCAAUUAAUAACAUACU